AUGGGAGAAAGUGGUGUUCUGUUACUUGUGUUUGCUCUGUGCGCGUGCGUGUCACACGUGCAAGGUGCCAUCACGCUGCCACCAGCGGGCACGGUGCUGCAUUUCUACAAGAACACCACGUGCGGCAACGACAUAGAGGAGUACGUGAAGCUCCAGGUGAAACUCGUGUGGGAUAAGGACCCUUCGAUCACGCCUGCGUUGCUCCGCCUGCUCUAUUCUGAUUGCUUUGUAACGGGCUGCGAUGCAUCGAUACUGCUUGAUGGACCUGAUUCGGAGAAAAAAGCACCGCAGAAUCUGGGCCUCAGGGCGUUCGUCCUGAUCGACAAGAUCAAGGAGGUUUUAGAAAAGAGGUGCCCACGAACGGUCUCCUGCGCUGACAUCCUCAACCUCGCCACACGUGACGCGGCUCACCUGGCAGGUGCACCAGCCUAUCCAGUUUUUACAGGGAGAAGGGACGGCUUCAAAUCAAGUGCUAAAUCCGUGGAUCUUCCAGACCCGAAUAUAUCAUUGCAGGAAGGACUUGCUUACUUCAAAUCCAAGGGUCUUGAUGUGCUGGACCUCGGAACCCUCUUGGGUGCUCACACCGUCGGCUCUACGCAUUGCCGCUACAUCCGCGACCGGCUAUACAAUUACAAAGGUACCGGUAAGACCGACCCGAACAUGAACUCGACGUUGGUGGCCGAGCUAAAGAAGGCAUGCCCACAGAAGAAGACCGGCAAAUCUGACCCGACCGUCUUCUUGAACCCCGAAUCCGGUAAUAGCUAUAAAUUCCGAAACACCUAUUACUCGAGGGUGCUAACGAAGGAGGCCAUACUCCAAAUAGACCAGCAGCUCAUCUUGGGCAGCGACACGUUAAAAAUCACUCAGGAAUUCGCAGCUGGUGCUCCUGGCAUGCCUGGCUUUGAAGAUUUCCGGCGGUCGUUCGCUCUGUCGAUGAGUCGGAUGGGGAAUCUGGGCGUCUUGACUGGAAAACUGGGAGAAAUAAGGCAGAACUGCCGGUUCACGAACAAGGACAAUCCGCACUUGAAGUAGUGUGGAGGAGAAUAUGCAUGAUGAUGGUAGGGGCAUUUUGGUCAUUGUAAAGAUGAAAGGCAUUCAUGCAUGGCUCUUUGUUUUCUUCGGGUGUGGAGAUAGUUAUUUGAAUAAAGAUA
Messenger RNA from Magnolia sinica, 1151 nucleotides. RefSeq names its product probable peroxidase 61. Gene Ontology annotation, molecular function: peroxidase activity; heme binding. Gene Ontology annotation, biological process: response to oxidative stress; hydrogen peroxide catabolic process. Bases 1 to 1032 code for a protein of 343 amino acids. Gene Ontology annotation, cellular component: plant-type cell wall; plasmodesma. NCBI's taxonomy places the organism in Eukaryota, Viridiplantae, Streptophyta, Magnoliopsida, Magnoliales, Magnoliaceae. The transcript has 4 exons. The record is from RefSeq and is a predicted model, not a curated record.